Molecule: messenger RNA, 558 nt
Organism: Trifolium pratense (red clover)
Lineage: Eukaryota; Viridiplantae; Streptophyta; Magnoliopsida; Fabales; Fabaceae
Exons: 1
Coding region: 1-558 (185 amino acids)
Molecular function (GO): RNA-DNA hybrid ribonuclease activity; nucleic acid binding
Source: RefSeq, a predicted model, not a curated record
AUGGAGUGGAAUGUAGCACAGGAACAACAACAACGACGACGAACCGUUCCGCAACAACAACAUGUUGACUCGGUAUGGUUAAAACCACCUGCAGGAAGAUAUAAGUGUAAUGUUGAUGCUUCUUUCUCUGCAAGGCGCAAUAGGACAGGGAUUGGUAUUUGUAUCCGAGACGAUCAAGGGAGUUUUGUCCUUGCAAAAACUGAAUGGUUUUCCCCCAUUCUCGAUGUCGACACCGGAGAAGCGGUAGGUUUGCUCCAUGCUUUGAAGUGGAUCCAAGAGUUGCAAUUGGAGAAUGUAGACUUUGAACUUGACUCUAAGAAUGUUGUUGCAAAGUUUCAUAGCAAAGCAAGAGAUAUUUCUGGGUUAGGAGAUGUCAUUAAAGAUUGUCAAUAUAUUCAUACCUCUCAUUUUAGAAACUCUCGGGUUGAGUUUGUUAGGAGACAAGCCAAUGAGACCGCUCAUAUAUUAGUAAAUGUGGCAUCAUCUCUAGCUAGUUUCCAUAUUUUCAUUGAUGUACCCUCUUAUAUCGAUUUUAUUAUUGCUAAUGAAAUGUCAUGA